Micropterus salmoides (largemouth bass) is the source of this 402-nucleotide messenger RNA. Its product is annotated as chymotrypsin-C-like. Bases 54 to 305 code for a protein of 83 amino acids. The record is from RefSeq and is a predicted model, not a curated record. NCBI's taxonomy places the organism in Eukaryota, Metazoa, Chordata, Actinopteri, Centrarchiformes, Centrarchidae. The transcript is spliced from 3 exons.
CGACAUCUCCAUGAUCAAGCUGUCUUCCCCCAGUCAUCUUCUCUGACACAAUCAUGCCCGCCUGCCUGCCAGACCAGAGCGUCGUCCUGCCCGACGGUGCUAUGUCACCGGCUGGGGUCGACUCUCCACCAGCGGACCUCUGCCUGACAUCCUGCGGCUGGCUGCCAGUGGUUGGCCAUGAUACCUGCUCACAGCCAGACUGGUGGAGCAUCCUGGCAACAGACAAGAUGGUCUGUGCCGGAGGUGAUGGCAUCACUGCUGGAUAUAAUGGAGACUGGUGGCCCUCUGAGUUGCCAGAACCCUGAUGGCUCCUGGGAUGUCCAUGGUAUGGUGAGUUUCGGAUCUGGUCAGGGCUGCAACGUCUUCCAGAAGCCCACUGUCUUUACACAAGUCAACUCCUAC